Sinocyclocheilus rhinocerous is the source of this 956-nucleotide messenger RNA. RefSeq names its product translocase of inner mitochondrial membrane 8 homolog A (yeast) (gene timm8a). The coding region runs from base 98 to 370 and encodes 90 amino acids. The record is from RefSeq and is a predicted model, not a curated record. Lineage: Eukaryota; Metazoa; Chordata; Actinopteri; Cypriniformes; Cyprinidae. The transcript has 2 exons.
UGGCUAUCGAGACACGUGAAGGUCAGCAUAGCGCUCGAACAGUGUACACAGUUGUUAAAUAUCACCAUUAAGCGAUUAUUUGCCAUUGUUUUCCCCAAUGGAUAAUCAAGGAGUCACGGCAGACCCUCAACUGCAGCAGUUUAUCGAGAUCGAGUCUCAGAAGCAGAGGUUUCAGCAGCUGGUUCAUCAGAUGACAGAAGUGUGCUGGGAGAAGUGCAUGGAUAAGCCUGGCCCGAAGCUCGACUCCAGGACAGAGGUGUGUUUUGUAAACUGUGUGGAACGAUUUAUCGAUACAAGUCAGUUCAUUCUCAACAGACUAGAACAAACUCAGAGGAGUAGAGGAACCUUUUCUGAAACCAUGACAGACUAGUAGAACCACAGCCAAUGACAAGAUCGCAUCAUUCAGCCACUUACUGAGGCUUUGGCAGGCCAACGUGAGAACUGUGAGGCAACAGCUAUCAACAGGAUUCAAUUCAUUUCUCAAAGACAAAGUGCCUCAUUUUGCUCUGUUUAUUAUUGUAAAGGCCAUAUAUUCAAAAUCAAAUGGAUGCAUGUCCCAGUCCCAUAGCCUGUUUAUAGUCACUGUCGAUAUUGACUUUUCCCAGUGCUAAGACUUUGGUAUGAAAUCAAGGAAACAUCAUGGAACAUCAACUGAAAGGUGCCUUUGUACGGAUCUGAUCUGGAAUUUAGGAGGAGGCUCUGCUUUCGCUUUCUCUUCAACUUAAAUACCAAGUCUGCACUCCAUUGUCUUACUGGGAACGCUUCAAGAUUCAGUGUGUGUUGAAAUGUGGACUUGAAAUAAAAAGAUAAAAUACCUCCUGCAGUUUUUCAUAUGAUGUAUAAAAAUAAGAAAGCAGAGGUAAAGUUAAAUACUAUUAGACAUCUCAGAGGUUUCAGUGUCCUAUUUAUAAAAACAGAUUACCGGGCACUUCAUAAUAUAUAUAAUAAAAAUCAAU